CCUGUCGUUUUCUUGCAUGGCCUGUUUGGCAACCGGGCCAAUUUUCGCACCAUUAGCCGCCAGUUGGCCGAGGAGACUCAGCGAGACGUGUACGGGCUAGAUCUGCGGAAUCAUGGGGACUCGCCAUGGGACAACCACAUGUCCUUCGAGGCCAUGGCAGACGAUGUGGCGGAGACGCUGCAUCGUCUCGUACAGAGCCCAGGCGGCGUGAUCCUCGUGGGGCAUUCGCUCGGGGGCAAGACGGCCAUGGUGACUGCAUUGCAAAACCCAGAGCUAGUACGCCGCCUGGUGGUUGUGGACAUUGCCCCCAUCCGCUACGCGGCCAUGCGACAGUCGCGGUCGGUGGCCCAGGCCAUGCAGGGCGUGCCCCUGUCAGGGCCUGGAGCCCUGCGGACGCGGCAGGAGGUGGACGAGCAUCUUCGCCCACUCAUCCCCGAAGACGGCAUCCGCCAGUUUGUACUCACCAACUUUGUCUCCGGCUCACGCCAUCGUGAGGCUACCUGGCGCUGCAAUGUCAAGGCAUUGACUGCCGAGAUGCCGUCGCUUGCUACCUUCCCGACCUUUGAGGCGACGGCAGAUUUUCCCCACCCUGCCCACUUUCUCUACGGUCGACGCUCAGACUACGUGGUCGAGCGCGACGUCAAACCAGCUUUGCAGCGCCUGUUCCCACAGCACACUUUGCAAGGGUUUGACACCGGCCAUUGGGUGCAUGCGGAGCAACCAGGCCCGUUCCGUGAGGCCAUC
Molecule: messenger RNA, 744 nt
Organism: Monosiga brevicollis MX1
Lineage: Eukaryota; Choanoflagellata; Craspedida; Salpingoecidae
Exons: 1
Cellular component (GO): mitochondrion
Source: RefSeq, a predicted model, not a curated record